AAUGAAAAGACAUGCACAAAGUAUGGUUGAUUGGGGGAAAUCUGUGCAGACUACAGUGGAGAGUAGCCUUGGUGGUGUGCACAAGUUUCUAAUGACCAUCGCAUCCCUUCAAGGAAUUCCAGGGCCUGAGAUUCCAUGCAUUGUUAUACCCCCACCUCCAGCUUUUCCAACUUUAACCACUUCGUCUCCGAUCUUUUCUCCAGAAAUGCCCUCCACCGGCGAAUCAACAAAUGAUGCUGAAAAUAUAGAUAAUACAUUGCAUGGAGCGGAAGAUGGAAUGUUUGGCGGCUUCUUUGAUGCAAAUGGUAAUGAUGCGAAUGGUGUUGUUGCUGGAACUUUCCCCCCACCUGGUGAUGAUUUACCUACAUUUUGAGAUAUCUCUCAUCAUGGGAAGGAAGUGGUCUGAACUUUUUUUUGUUGAUUAAUUGGAAGCAAAUGGACAAUUAUCCUUUUGGCCAUGCACUUGGUUAUGGUUGUGAUGUCUUGGAUCAGUGACUUAUAUGAUGCAUGUUGUAUUAUUCCAGGCUACUAAUUGGCAAUCCUAG
Triticum dicoccoides is the source of this 545-nucleotide messenger RNA. RefSeq lists its product as uncharacterized. Lineage: Eukaryota; Viridiplantae; Streptophyta; Magnoliopsida; Poales; Poaceae. The record is from RefSeq and is a predicted model, not a curated record. The coding region runs from base 2 to 373 and encodes 123 amino acids. The transcript has 3 exons.